AUGAAACUAUACCCCCAUAAGUUUUUUUCUGAAACAGUGAAAUGUAUGUUAGCUGCUCAUAUAUAUAAUUUUCGUGUAGAACUAUGUGACGAUUUUAUUUAUACUAGAACAUUUGAUAUUGAAAAAAACUUAUUAAUAAAUAAGAAACCUUUGUUAUUAUAUGAUAAUCAAUUUAUAAGUUCAACAAAAGCAAUAUGCUUUUUCUUUCAUCGUUUAUAUAAUGAAAAUAGAAGUUUAGAUGAAAAAAUUCAUUCAUAUUUAACAUGGAUAGAAUGGAGUGAUUUAUUAGAAAAAUAUGUAGAAUUAUUAAAUAAAAAAAAAAUCAUUGAAAGCUUAGAUGAAUUAGAAUCAUAUUUAAAUGAAAAUAAAAGUAGAAGUUUUAUAUGUAGCAAUGAUGGCAAUAGUAAAAUAUCUCUAGCAGAUAUAUUUGUUUAUAUAUCAUUAAAACACUCUAAUAUUAAUAUAUGCAAAGAAAGUUGGGUGAAUAUAAGUAACUACAUAGAAAAAAUAAAUAAAUUAGAAGAUAUACAAAAAAUUAUAAGGAAUGUUCAAGAGCUAUACAAGUUUAAAAAUAUCUACAGUUUAUUCGUUUCUAAGUUACAUCACUUAGAUGUAAAUAAAUAUUUAAAAGAAGAAAAAUUUUAUAUAACAACUGCUAUUAAUUAUGUAAAUGGAGACCCUCAUAUAGGCCACGCAUAUGAAGUAGUUUUAGCUGAUGUUAUAGCAAGAUAUCAUAGAAAUAUAGGAAGGUGCACUUUUUUUACUAGUGGUUCUGAUGAACAUGGAAUUAAAAUAGCUAAUCAAGCAAAAAAAAAUAAUAUAACUCCUAAGGAAUUAUGUGACAGAAAUGUUUUAAAAUUUCAAAAACUAAACAAUAUUUUAAAUAUAUCUUUAGACUAUUAUGUUAGAACAACAAGUAAUACUCAUAAAGACAUAGUUAAAAAUGUGUGGAGUAUUUGUGAAAAAAAUGGGGAUAUAUACCUAGGUGAGUAUGAAGGAUGGUACAAUAUUAGGGAAGAAACAUAUGUACCUGAAAAUGAAGCAAAAUUAAUGAAUUAUAUGGAUCCGUUAAAUAAUGUUAAAUUAGAAAAAAUGAAAGAGCCAUCAUAUUUUUUUAAAAUGUCUAAAUAUCAAGAAAAAUUAAUAAAACAUAUAAACAAUAAUCCACAUUUCAUUCAACCAGAGCAAAAAAGAAAUGAAAUAUUGCAAAGAUUAAAAGAACCAUUAAAUGAUUUAUCAUGCAGUAGAACUAACUUUUCAUGGGGAAUUUCAGUACCUAACGAUCCAAAACAUGUUAUGUAUGUAUGGAUGGAUGCUUUAUUAAACUACUACUCAAAUUGUUUCAUUGAUAAAGAAAAAGAAAUGUUUUGGCCAGCUGAUGUUCAUAUAAUUGGUAAAGAUAUCACAUGGUUUCACUCGGUAAUUUUUCCAUCUAUUUUAAUGUCUUCUAAUUUAGAAUUACCUAAAAGUAUUUUUUCACAUGGAUUUGUUUUAGCGGCGGAUGGAAAAAAAAUGUCUAAAUCGUUUGGAAAUGUAAUAGACCCCUUUGAAAUUAUUGAAACAUAUGGAUCUGAUGCUUUUCGUUUUCAUGUUAUUAAAGAAUCAAAACAAGGUUGUGAUAUGAGAUUUGAUGUUGAUAAUUUAAUUGAUAUGUGCAAUUCUGAUUUAGCAGAUACAAUAGGAAAUUUGGUUCAAAGGACUUUAUCUUUAUGCCAAUCAUCUAAUAACUCUAAAAUUCCUCCUUUUUUUCCAGAAUAUAAUAUUGAUUUACCAUUUAACCUUUUAUAUUUUAUCAAUAGAGUAGAGUAUCAUAUGAAGAAUUUCUGUGUGCAAAAAUGCUGCGAAAAAACUGUUAAUGUUUGCAAAGACUUAAACAAAUACCUCACUGAUUUAGCUCCAUGGAAAUACAAACAAGAAGAGAAUAAUAAAAAAUUGCAUAUUAUUAGAAUUAUGUUAGAAUCUAUUUAUUUUAUUGCACAUUAUUUAGAUAUAUUUGUGCCAUCAAUUGCCUCUCAAAUAUUCAAAAAAUUAAAUUCCCCCAAAAAAAAAAUUGUUGACUUGUCUCCAUGGUUAAACAAUUUAAAAGAAGGAGUUAUCAUAAAUAAUGAUAAUAUUUUAUUUAAAAAAUUUGAAGUGGUAUCAGCUAAGAUAAAAAUGCAAAAAGUUAUUAUGAGAGUUUGCAAAAUAACUAAUAUCAUAAAAAUAGAAGAAUUAAAUAAUGUAACAAUAUGUGAUUUAGAAAUUGAUCAAGAAAAAUAUAUUGCUGCCUUAUAUCUACCUUACAAUAAGAAUUUCAUAAAUACAUUAACAAUUGCAUUACUUAAUAUUAAACCUAUAGCAAUAAAUAAUUAUAUGGUCAACGCUAUUAUUCCACAUGUAAAUAAAGAGAUUUUUACAUUUUCAUUAAACGAAAAUAUUCCUACUGGUACAUUAAUACAAGCUAAAAAUUAUCAAACUCUUGUUAAACAAAGAGACAAUUUAACAAAAAAAGAAAUAAAUACUUUAAAUCUUUCUAUCAUUAAAAAUAAUUGUUUUUUUGAAAAGAAUAUUCCAUUAGUAUUUGCAUUCUCAGAUGACAAAUAUUUGCAUCAUUCUACCCAAAAUAAUGGAGUUGUAAAAUUUUUUUAA
Messenger RNA from Plasmodium gallinaceum, 2628 nucleotides. RefSeq names its product methionine--tRNA ligase, putative. Lineage: Eukaryota; Apicomplexa; Aconoidasida; Haemosporida; Plasmodiidae. Gene Ontology annotation, molecular function: ATP binding; methionine-tRNA ligase activity. The record is from RefSeq and is a predicted model, not a curated record. The transcript has a single exon. The coding region runs from base 1 to 2628 and encodes 875 amino acids. Gene Ontology annotation, biological process: methionyl-tRNA aminoacylation.